Messenger RNA from Trichophyton benhamiae CBS 112371, 2283 nucleotides. RefSeq names its product DUF726 domain protein. The transcript has a single exon. The coding region runs from base 1 to 2283 and encodes 760 amino acids. NCBI's taxonomy places the organism in Eukaryota, Fungi, Ascomycota, Eurotiomycetes, Onygenales, Arthrodermataceae. The record is from RefSeq and is a predicted model, not a curated record.
AUGGCUAGCUACGAUACAGGAGCUGGCGGCCAGCAUGCACAUCAGCAGCCAGGAGAUAGCUCCCAGGCGCGCUCCCAGGAUAUUCGUGAGGCCCUGAGCGAUUCGCAGUGCUGUGACCUUAUCGACCUCAUUCUCAACACUGCGGAUUGCAUGGAAGACUUGCUCUGCCCCCGUGCGGAGCCAGAAAUGAAGGGGAGCCUGUCUCGUGGGAGUGCAUUGGACAGUGGAAAGGAAGACGUCGACCUCCUUGGCGACGAGACGGGUCAGCCACAGCAUCCCAAAAGACCUGUGAGGUCAGCUACCACGGUUGCGGCGAUAAAAGCGGAAGCGGAGGCGUCUCGACACUUCGGCUCGUGGAGAGAUGCAGUCUUAGCCAGAGUUAGGCAGGCUCUUCAGGACCCGAAUGGGAGAGCACCUCUGAAACCUAGGCAAGCCCAGCGGUCUUUGAUUGAUCUGGAUGAAGGUGGUCCUGGACAACAGGACUGUGCGCUACAAGAACUACCCAGUGAAACGAAGGAUCUGAUUGUCAAUUCCCUCCUCCUGAUAUUACUCAGUCUGGAACACUAUAACGCACAUUCACGCGUUCUUCUUGUCAGAGUGGCCUUGCAACUCGGCCUACAAGUUGCAGAUGUGUCAGAGCAUGAGAUGAAAGUCGCCCAUGUGCUUCUGGACAGUGUGAAGGAGAUGAACCAUGCCGAAGAAGAGCUGAAGCGCAGAGCAGAUCAGAGCAAGAUCAGCCGGAGAUGGAAAGUUGGGCUUGCAUCUGUGGCUGGCGCGGCGCUUAUUGGGGUGACUGGAGGCCUUGCUGCACCAUUAGUCGCCGCUGGCGUCGGAACUAUCCUGGGCGGCUUAGGACUUGGGGCAACUGUUGCUGCUGGAUAUCUUGGUGCUGUUGCCGGUAGUUCUAUCAUUAUCGGUGGACUGUUUGGUGCUUAUGGUGCCAAAAUGUCUGGGAGGAUGAUGGAUCGCUACGCAAGAGAGGUAGAAGACUUUGCCUUUCUACCUCUUGGUUCUACUCCAAAACCUGCCUCGGAGCCAACAGAAACAAGACCCCCGUCUUCUGACAACAGACUCAGGGUAACUGUUGGAAUCAGCGGCUGGCUUACCGAAGGGAAGGACGUGGUGGAACCCUGGCGAGUUCUUGGCCCCGAUUCAGACGUUUUUGCUCUUCGAUGGGAGCUGCAGGCUCUCCUACGAUUAGGCAGCUCCCUGACGACCUUCGUUAGGAAUACUGCUUGGACAGUUGCUGGAAGAACCGUACUUAGCAAAACAGCUCUUGCUCCCGUCGUAGGAGCAGUAAUGCUCCCCGUCACCCUCUCGAAAAUUUCAUACAUCCUCGACAACCCUUUCAAUGUCGCCAAAGUACGUGCGGACAAGGCAGGUCAGAUCCUCGCAGACGCCCUUAUCAACAAAGCUCAGGGCGAGAGAUCGGUCACUCUAAUAGGAUACUCACUCGGAGCCCGCGUCAUUUUCUCCUGCCUCAUCGCCCUUGCAAAGCGACGGGCAUUCGGUCUAGUAGAGUCUGCCAUUUUGAUCGGCUCUCCUACCCCGUCUACCACUUCCCACUGGCGACUGAUGCGAUCCGUUGUCAGCGGCAGGCUUGUCAACGUCUAUUCGGAAAACGAUGGAAUUCUCCAGUUCCUCUACCGCGCAAACAGCAUGCAGCUUGACAUUGCCGGUCUUGAAGCUAUAUCUGAUAUCCAAGGCGUGGAGAACUACGACGUCACAGGUAUCGUCAGUGGUCAUUUACAGUAUCAGUUUUCAAUUGGCAAGAUACUGCAGCGGAUCGGGUUUGAUCAUCUAGAUGAACGUGAGAUACAGAGACAGGAGCAUAAGCUUGAAAUUAACGAGGAGGAGAUGAAGAACCUUGAGGAGGAGAGGAUUGCUACCGCUAGAGCUGCCCAGACAUCAGGUACUAGUACCAAGAAGGCUACCACUAAGGUACAGGAGCGUCAACCAAGGACUAGACCUAGCGUGGAGGUUACAUCUGGUACUCUCUCUGGGGCUGCCACUGCCACUGCCACUACUGGUAUCGCAGCUACUGCAGGCACUGCUGUCGAUGGGGCAGAUGGUGACCACGCUGACGAUACGGAUGACGAGGCACCCACCGGGAUAAUGAUGGUUGACAAUGAUGAUAUUGAACCUGACGGCUCGUCAGACACGAAUGAAUGUCCGUAUCCCGACAUUGAACCUGAACAGUUAGAGCGGGAUAUUGAAGAAAUGACCAGGCAGCAGCUUCUGAAUGCUAGAAUGGACGGUAUCCAACUUGAAGAUAACCAUUAA